Molecule: messenger RNA, 10550 nt
Organism: Hypanus sabinus (Atlantic stingray)
Lineage: Eukaryota; Metazoa; Chordata; Chondrichthyes; Myliobatiformes; Dasyatidae
Exons: 50
Coding region: 592-8694 (2700 amino acids)
Source: RefSeq, a predicted model, not a curated record
UGCAAGUAUAUCAUAGAGCCAUAAAAUAGAAUUCUUUCUAAGCAGACAUUUACUGCUCUUGUUGUAUGAGAUUUAUUGUCCCCAUUGACACGUUCUUCAAAAGAGAUUGAUCUUUCUAAUAUUGCACACUUUCUUAAAGCUGAAUUCACAUUCAAUCAUAUUCAUUGUCCUUUUUGAUUCUCAUCUCUCUCUCUCUCUGAAGGGAAAUACUGUACGAUCCAGUAUUUGAACAAUGUGAAUGAGGAGUGUCUACCUGGGCAUUACCGCAAAAUAGGAUCAGUUUCACCUCAGCUGCACACCUGCCCAGCUGGAAGUUAUUGCCCAUCUGGUGCAACAAAGCCAACUAAGUGCCCUUCAGGAACAUUUAGCAACAGUAGUAGACUCUCCGCCAGGUCACAAUGCACGAACUGUACACCAGGAUUCUUCUGCAGGGAUCAAGGUCUAACUGCGGAGCAGGGAGUGUGCAGCGCCGGGUACUACUGUCCCAGAGGAUCUGUUUCAUCAAGACCAUUCAUUUGCCCACCUGGCUUCCAGUGUCCCCCUGGUUCUGCCUUCCCUCAAUCCUGCCCUGCCGGUCAUUUCACCAGUCGCAUGGGGGAAGCCAGCUGUGAAGUAUGCCCAGCUGGCUUUUACUGCCUGCCAGUAACCUUUUCUCCAAGGACCAGGCAGAAUUACUACAGGAAGUGUCCUGCAGGGUAUUACUGCCCACCUGGAACAGGCAGAGACUGGCUUCCGUGUCCUGCUGGUACCUACAGCAGCCAUAGAGGCCUUUCCAAGGUGGAGCAAUGUAACAUCUGCCCAGCUGGGUUCUACUGUGACUCAGAAGGUGGGACCAGCACCACAGGACCAUGUGCCCCUGGAUAUUAUUGCCAGAGAGGGGUCAAUGUACCUCAACCUACCAUCUCCUCCAGGAAUGUCACUGAUGAAUCCACAUUCAGUGGCCAUACAGGCUCUGGAGGGAUAUGUCCCAAAGGGCAUUUUUGUCCCUUGGGGAGCAGCACACCACUGCCCUGUCCAGCUGGCAAGUACCAAGAUGCAACAGGGCAGAGUUCCUGUAAGAGCUGUCCAUCAGGUUAUUACUGCAGUAUAGACUUGCCUCAUUUACCCUGCCCUGCUGGUUAUUACUGCCCAGAGGGCUCUUGGAUUCCAGUUGAAUGUCCACCUGGCCAUUACUGUCCUCAGGAUAUUGUUGUCAGCCGUGAAGGUUCCAGAUGGGUCAUUGGUGCUAUGAAGCCGGUGAAAUGCCCUCUGGGUUACCGGGAAUACAAUGGAUCCAGUAGGAACACCUUCAACAACACUUGUGAGCCUUGCCCAGCUGGUUACUAUGGGAACCACAGUGAUCGUCAGGACUGUGUGGAGUGCCAAGAAGGUGUGGUCUGCCUUCAAGGAGCUAUCACCACUGACCCACCAUCAACUAUGACACCAUAUGAGAUUACAGCAGUCAGAUCUUACAUAUGUCCAAAAGGUCACCACUGUCCUAAAGGGAGCACUGAGCCAAUUCCUUGUCCCGUGGGCACUUACAAUCCCGGCGAGCGAGCAGGCAAUGUGGAGAGCUGUCUGAGAUGUCCCAUCAACUACUUCAGCCAUUUAACAGGGCAAGCUGCAUGCUUUACCUGUGGUUCACAGGCCAUACAACCUGAAGAAGGUUGUGACCAUUGUAUCUGCCUUCAGUCUGAUCAGAUAUUCCAGCCCAGUGACUCACAAUGUGUGUGUGCUGCAAGACAUCAGAUGGUAUCUGUAAGAACAAGAGAGUGUAUCAGAAAGCUGUAUGAUAUUUGUCGAGAGGGAGCCAGCAGAAACCAGGAUGGGGCUUGUCUCACGAUGAAGGAGUGGAAGGAAUAUUGUUCACUAAAGGUUUGUACUUCUCCUGCAGAUUACCAGGGCUUUGAUGGAGAUUUGGGCCUUUGCCGCUGCCGGGUUGCAGCCUUGAAUUCCGUGUGCGAUGAGCAAUGCAGACGGUUCCAACACAGAACACUGCAGGCAGUCUGCAACAGAGUGCCUGGGCUUCGCAUUACCUACAGAAAUGAUUUGAAGGUUGACAUACCUUUGAACCAUGUUCGUAGGAUCCUGAACAUCAGAAAUGUCCUGGAGCAGAGCCAGUGCCAACCGCAUCAUAACGUCAUUCAGCCUGUGUACCUAGUUGAGAUGUCUGAGAAAGGUUUCCUGGGUGUAUAUGACCCAGAUCCCAUAAAAUUAAGGAGCUUGCUGGAAAUCAAUUUGGCUCAACAUCCAUCAUUAGACUUGAAGAUGUCUCCAGAAAAUGCAACAAGCCAUGUGACAUCUCCCAGCCCCAAGGAGCCUGAGACUCGUGAGUCAGGUGUUCACCAACUUUUUGUUAACGGCACAUUGUUUUCUGGCAUCUUCAACCCCACCACCUGCUUCUACAUUGGCAGCAUUGUCCUGUUCACGGUGAUCAGUGAGUAUUACCCUGUCUAUGACAGUGUAAAUCUCUAUAACACUGACAGCCACUUUGACUGGGGAGCAUUCCGUGACCUUGUGGAGGAGAUGGAACUUGCUUCAAGCUCAUCCUGGCUCUUUACUUAUCGCUUCAACCAACCUGGUGUUCAUGUCUUCCAACUGAGCAGCAACCCUAACAAGAAAAUGUAUGUCCGAGUGAUGCCUGUUGGUGGCCAGUGCUAUGAAGAAGGACCCUUCUUCCCCACCACCCCCAGCAGCUUUAUCCGCAUGGGCAUCCGCAGGGCCCAAGACCUGCACUUCAAUACUGAUUGGCUCAUUAUUUCUAGUUUACUGGCGGCAGUGAUGGCGACAGUCGGUAUCUGUGCAGGAUUGAUGCUUCUCUUCAGGAAGAGCAGUUGGCCCAAGAAAGUGGUAGUUACUCCGAGGUACCAGCACCUCCAGAAGGCAUAUAACUUUGAUGAUUAUUCCUCAAAAGAGGUUGCCAUCAUUGCUGUGAAAAAAAUUCACCAGAGUCUGCAGUUUGCAGAACAAACUGAGGAAAAGGAUGAGAAUGGAGGCAGAAAGGAAGAUUCUGUCUCAAAAAACAGAGAAUUUGGGAAUUAUGAACAGAUUGAUUUGGAAUUGUUUAAUACCAACACGUUCUAUCAAAUUCUACUGAAGCAAUCGUUGGCAGUGUCAGCCAGAUUAAGCCAACACAAGAAGGAGGUAAAGAUGUUGUAUCAAAAAAUAACUGAAGUGACUGAGUCACUCAGGAAAUGCUGGAUGGAAAGAACGAACUUCGCUGGAAAGCAUGUAAUUAAGAAGACUGACCUGGAAGUGUAUAAGAAGAUGUGUUACAAGGUAAGGCUGGAGAUUAAGAGGCGGAAGGACAUUGGGCUGGAGCUUGAAGAGAUCCUGGGCAAGCAGCAACAACUAUUCCAGGCAGACUGGAACCAUCGAGAGGAACAUCACAUCGCCUUCAGUGUAACCCUGAGAGAAGCGGUCAGAUUAUUAGAAGAACCUCUGGACCAUGAGGAGAACUCAACAGUGGAAACCAGCCGGGUCAAUCAGCGAGAUUCAGAACAGGUUGAAGCAUUGUUAUUACAAAUGUCGGAUGCCAUUGCAAAGGAGUGUGAGCGACUGAGUCUCUGGUCUGUGCUGGGGAAAGGAAUGGGAGCCCAACUUGUAGAAAAGGAGACUUUGAAAGUUCUCUCCAAAGAGGAAUUAAUUGGAGCUGAUAGAGACCAUGGACUCCUCCAGGUGGAUCAGCUGACGGGGCUGCUCACUCCAAGUUCUGGCGUUCUUAUGCUUUUAGACAAUAAAUACAUCAUGCCUGUGCCCGACAGCUUCUUCCUUCACCCUCAGACUGGACGAGUGCUCCCCAUGGCUGGCAACGUGUGUUAUGACACUCUGAGGUCCUGUCUUCUUCCUGUCACAGACUUGGCAACAGGUGUGGUUUACCAGAGUGAGGAGAAUUUGAUUCCAUAUGUACCGUACCCACUGUAUCCAGAGGCCAGUCUCCCACAUAAGCUACAACUGGGUAGCCUUCCCCAUCAGAGUGAUGUGAAAUUGGGAGGACUAAUGCCAGAUCCAGAGACGGGAAUUAAAGUGCCUGUCAUAGCCAUGACUAUUCACCUGCAGACUGGCCUGAUCCGUCCUCUAGGGGGAACCUAUAUCAGCCCGAUCACAAGAAUGCUGGCACCAAUUGAACUGGGUGCUCCGAUGGUCUGCGAGAAGACUGGUCAGAUGGUACCCAUCAUAGGGGUUGGUCUGAACACCACGACAGGUGCAGUGAUACCUCUGGGAGGUGUGCUGAAGUCUUCCAAUAAACCCAUGUUUCUCGGGGACAGCUUUACAGAGCCUCUCAGUGGAAGAUCUGCUCGAAUUUCAGGUGCUUAUGUUCAAGACACUGAAGUGGUGCCUCACACAGGUGGCUACCAGGCAUUGCUCGAUGGUACAGUGCUGGUGAAUGAAGUCCGGAUCCUGGAGGCAUUGAAGGGCUGUAAAGACUCAGGAGUGUCCUCCCCACACCAGAAACAGCGAGGCACACUGAGGGAAGCACUAGAUGACCUAGUGAGGGCACGCAGAAGAUCCUGGGCACACAUUAUUCACACCAUGCACAACUUGGAGAGACAGAGGAAGGAAGCAAAAGAUCUUGCAAACAGAGGUGGUAAUGUUGGAAUGAUACCAUUUGCCACCACAGAUUUGUUGUUUCCUGCUGUUGUCGGGAUGUAUAUUCCUGAUCCUGGAGGCUCUGGACUAGAAGUGCCAAUUUUAGGGGUGGAAUAUGACUCAGACACUGGCCGGCUAAUCCCACUUGCUGGGACCAUGGAGGAUGCUGAUGGAAGAGGGAUGAUACCAAUUGCUCUUGGUGCCAGAAGCAUUGACCCCAUCACCGGAGAAACUGGCCCGGUUGUAGGAGCCCGUUUAGAUGCACAGACAAAGAUUGUGCUGCCAGUUAUACAGGCGUCAAGAGGCAUCAUGAGGCAAAAGCUGGAUGGAGAAAUGGUCAAAACCCUGGAUGAAGAACUCCACUGUAGGCGCGAACACUGGCAUCAUCAGCAACAGAAUGAAGAAGCCCUUUUCAUUGCUUUGAAAGAUUUACUGCAGGAGGUCACUGACACCAAAACUGAUUGCAGAUUUACAAAGGUUGAGGAUAAGGUGAGAGCUGUUGGUGAAAACAUCAUCCUCUUACAAGACUGUGCCCAGAGUGAAGCACAGCGCAGGCACAUGGAGGAUCCUAACUUAGCAUCCUUGAUGCCAACUGACGUCAUUGUUUUGUUGUCACGAGUGGACAAGGAGGAAGCGGAGCAGCAAAUGUUAUUAUUAGCUGCUGCUCAGACAAUACUUGAAAAGCUGACCCAGUUUGCCAAAAAAAUGAGUCAAGAUGAGGCUCGCCAGAGGGGUCAACUGCAGCAACCAUGGGAGGCUGCCUUUCAACAGGCAGAGGAAGCUUCUCCAAUAGGGCACCCUCAGUUGAAAACCCUUCUAACUCAAGAGUUUCAGGAAAACAUAAUGAGCCAAUGGACUGACCUUGACAUGGUCUACAUCAGACUGGAGCAUUUGCGAGAGCUAGCAGAACAGUGUGCACUGGAAGCCAAGGUUGUCCUAUCAGGAGAUGUCUAUUGUUUUGGUGACUGUCAGCUGACCAGGAGCAAAAAUGCUGGUGUUUUCCAUGGGCCAUCAGAUUCCAUCAACCGGAAAAUGCUCCCUCUUAUCAAACAACUAAUAAAUCUUUUGGAUACUGACAGGAACAUUAUCCUUUCCCGAGACACUCUGAACCUUGUAUCAAACCAAGGUCCUACAGCCAGCAGUAGGCCACAAGGAGGUUGGCUGCCAUACCCAGAGCCUCCUGGAAUUCCCGAGAGAUCCCUCACCAUGGCUCCUGACACAUCAGUUUCUGGAUCGUCACCGCCAAGUAAUAACAUGUAUGCAGAGAGGCAAGCGUUAAUUAGAUUCCACAUUGAGAAGCAGGCGUCCGAAGCAGCACACCUGGAGAUCGCCUUGAUGUCGGAUGAAGUGAAGCAGAUAUGGAAACUGCUGGAAGAGGAGCAACAGAAGGGAGAGGAUAGUGAGAGACUGGACCAGAUGGAGAAACUGCUGAGCAAUUUGUUGGAACAACAUAGAAAAUCAGUCCUGGCUCUGUAUGGUCAACACACAGUGGAGCUAAUGGAAGUGGGGUUUGACCCAAACCUAGCGAUGCCCCAGAACAUGCUUGGAAUGGAGAAUGAUAUAAUGAGUGGUUUACAGCUGCUGGUCACUGAUUUCCAAAAUUUCCAUGCAAGGAGCAAGAACAAACAGGAUGUCCCCCUGCAGUCUAAGACAAGUGAACGUAACAUGGAAGCCCCUGUUGCACAGUGUCUGGACACAGAGGGCAGUCUUACCUAUCACUCGCUUGAGACUCUGCAAAGUUGGGAAUUGUCACUGGAAGCCUUAAAAUUAGUGACGCUGGAAGUUAGGAAACUGAGCCGAGUGUACAAGACAAUAGAUAUGUACAGUAAGUUACAGGUGCAGAACUCAGAUCAAGCUGUUUCCCAACUUCUCAACAAACAAGAUUGGCCACUGGGCGAGCAAACGGCUUUGAGAGUUGGGAGGUAUCUAGAGGAGGACCACAUAAGAAGACUCUCUGAUCUCCUGAGGCUGCAGAGGGAAGAGAGAAAGCGAUGGAUAAAGGCAGAUGGAAAGCCAAGUGAAGGAAAUGAAGGUUUAUGUUUGACUGAAAAAUUAGUUGGAGAGGACUCAAUACCGCAUUCGAGUAAACACAGUGCAGACCUUCAGAGAGAGCUUGCCCUGCAAAUCAAGGAACGCGAGAACCUCGUAGAGGAACAGUUGCAGUUGCAGGAGGAACAAACAAUCAUGGAAGUAAAGGCAGAAAAUGGGAAUAGUGACAUUGCAACUGUGGUUUACGAUAUCCAAUUGUUACGUCACCUGCGGCAGUACGUUCUUCUGGAGCAAAGACUCAAACAGCAGCAGCAGGAAUUCAGGGAAGCGCCACACGACUGUGUAAAGCAGUUGUUGACAGAGGACAAUGACGGUGACAUGAAAUGUUUGUACAACCAAGCCAAGGGCCAGAACCAAGCUCUUAUGGGCCUGAAAUCUGCUGCUGCCCUACUGGAGCUAAGAGAAAAAAACCUUCAAGAGUUAGCCGAUAGCUUGAAGUCUUUCACCUCGGACAAGUGUGUGGAAGUAGCUGAAUGUAUGGCUGCUGAGCUAAAAGGCUUUAGACAGGGAAUUGUGAAGACUCUACAGGUACAGCUUCUAAAUAUAAAUGGAACGAGACGUCUGGAGCAAGAAACAAGGAAAAUGGCCUUAAUAAACGAGAUUAAGGAACGUGAGGCCAAUUUAGCAGAAGAAGAGAAGCUGGAGGGAGAGGUGGUCGCACAAGACCUGCUGAAGAAGAAAAGACAGCAGAGCCUGUGGAUGACGCAGGAAGAAACCAAAUUACAAGACCAACUGGAACGAGGAGAACUGACACACGAGCAUAGAGAGAACCUUAAUAAAGAGCACAGCAUAAGACUGUGGCUGCAGGAGAGGAGCCUUCAGCAAGAGAUUGAGCAGAUUGAGAAGGAUCAGGAGGUGAAGUGGAAAAGGAAAAAAGAUGAUGGCCAACAAAGAAUUGCAGAAAGGAAAGCGCAAGAAGAGCAGAAAGCAGAGGCAAGCCAUUCUCAGCAAGUCCGACAGCUUCUAAACAAAGCCACCAAAGCCUUUGUACAAAUGGCAAGUUUUACUGCACGGAAUUUUCCUGUACUCCACCUAAAACCCAGACCCAUCUUGGAGAAGAACUUUGCCAAGCUGCUUCUCCAAGUUCCACUCUUCAAGCUCCUUGGAGAAAUAAACAAACAUCUGAAAGCAAACCAAGAAGCUAAAGUGGACGACCAGGGAACAAAUCAAUCCAAAGUCAAGUACGAAGAAAAAGGCAGACCAUACAUAGAUGCUGUGGAUGCAGAAUUCACAUGUGAAGGAAACCUGGUACCACUAACUCCUGAGAAGAUUUCUGUGACUGAGCUGGCUGUUUAUCGGUUUGGGAUCUACAUAGUGCAGCGUGUGAAGAGAGUGAUAAAUGCCCCAGAGAUAAAGCUGCUUCUUGCCUCCAGUUUGCCGCAGAAUAAUUACACACACAAUGCCUUCCGUAAUUCCUUUUUCUAUCAGCAUUCUCAGAAUACACUGUUUAUUCGACGACAGCGAUUGGCAUCUGUGGGUGACUUCUCCCUCCUCCUGGUGCACUGUUUGGCUCACCUUGCCGCGGGUGAGCUGAGUGACGACUCUGACACUCUCUUCCUCAAGUUUUUUCACCAGGCUCUGAAGUUUAUCUUCAAGGAAACAUUCUUCACACGACUCAAUGUUUCUCCUACGUUAUGUGCACGUGAGCCAACGGGUUCCCCUUGGCACAAUCUAUUCCAAACAAAAGACUGCCUGGGCGUUCAUACGGAUGCAAUUUCUGAUUUACUGAACAUCAAGCUGGAAGACCCAAAAUUUCUCGCAGAUUUUGAAGAGGAAGAUAGAGAAAUCAAAAUGGACAACAGAGCUUCAACCCAAUCAAAAGACCAGCAAAGUGAAAUGAUGAAUGGAUAUCAGAGUCAAAUGGAGAGAAACAAUGAUUGCAGAGCUUGCUUUGAAUCGAGAUCUGAAUUGGAUUUGCGUGAUGUGCAGGAGAAGAUAGAUGAUUUAACUAUGGAGCUCGCAGUAUUCCUUGACCUGGAACAGAAGGGGCAGGACAGAGCAAUCUCUCAAAGAAAAGCAUUCCUGUUUAAAGAAAUUGAAGAACUGGAAGCAGAAUUAGAUAGAAAGGAAAACUGAGCUCUUCCUUCAUGUACAGUAUAAGCAGUGUCAUUACUCAGAGUAGGAAUAUAUACAUUAAAAUAAAGGAAAAUUCAGGGCCGUGGUCAAAGUCAAAUUUAUUAUCAAAGUACAUUUAUGUCACCAUAUACUACCUUGAGAUUUUCUUGAUGGCACUUAAAGGAAAAGUGAAAAGCUGUACAUAUAUAGAGACUGACAAACAAUGUGGAAAAGAAGACAAAUUCUGUAAAAUAUACUGUGUAACGUGUGUGUGUGUGUGUGUGUGUGUGUGUGUGUGUGUGUGUGAAAAAAAAGAGAGGAGAAAAAGAGAACACGGUUGCAGAGUCCCAAUAUGUUGUGGAAUCAGCUCACUGUUGUCAUGAGCGAAGUUGUCCACACUGGUUCAGGAGCCUGGUGACUGAAUGGUAAUAACGGUUCCUAAACAUAGUGGUGUGGGACCUCAGGCUUCUGUACCCACUUCCCGAUAUCUAUAGUGAGAAGACUCCUGAACCAGUGUGGACAGCUUCACUAAUUAUUAUUAUUUGUUUUUGUUGUAUUUGCACAGUGUGUCUCCUUUUGCACAUUGGUUUUUGUCUGUGUCAGUGUUUCAUUAAUUCCAUUGUAUUUCUCUGUUCUACUGUGAAUGCCUGCAAGAAAACAAAUCUCAGGAUAGUAUUCGGUGACAUAUUCGUACUUUGCUAAUUGAUUUACUUUUGAACUUUGAAUGUUGAUGUGAGCAUGUCCUUGAUGGUGGAAGAGUAGGAAGUAGGUCUUAUUACUCUUUCACUGUCAUGAUAUGAUGAAAUCAUUUAUCUGAGAGAAACUUUGCCACUAAUCGCACACAGUCAUUGGCUCAACUCUUCUACUCUUUCUUUCCACAGAUUUCACUCUCAAGGAUUGGUUCUCAAUUAUACCAAUCAUUGAUCUGCAAAGGUUCAAAACCUUUUGUCUAACCACCCCAACCCUCCAAUCACCACCACUCUCCGCUCUAAUUACAAAUGCUAUAUGAAAACUAUUAAUUUUUUAUAGUGACACACACAGGCAGCAUCUAUGGAGGGGAAUAAACACUCACAGCUUCGGCUCAGGACUCUUCAUCAUGACCAGAAAGGAAUGGGUAAGAGUCAGAAUAAGAAGGUAGGGGUGGGGAAAGUUAGCAGGUGAUAGGUGAAACCAGUUGGGUGGGGGAAGAGGGGAUGGAGAGAGAAUCUGGGAGGGAUAGGUGGGAAAGGUUAAGGGCUGGAGAAGAAGGCAUCUGAUAGGAGAGGAAAGUGGACCAUGGAGAAAGGGAAGGAGGAGGGACACCAAAAGGAGGUAAUAGGCAGGUGAGAAGAAGAGGUAAGAGGGGAGUCACAGCAGGGAAUGGAGAAAGAGGUAAGGGGUGGGGGGAGACAUUACUGGAUGUUAGGUAGUGUAGCGAUUAGCGCAACCCUAUUAAAGCUUGGGGAGUUGGAGUUCGGAGUUCAAUAUCCAGCGUCCUCUGUAGGAAAGUUUGCAUGUUCUUCCUGUGUGAGUUAAACUCCACAUGCUCCGGUUUCCUCCCACAGUCCAAAGACAUACUGGUUAUUAGGUUAAUUGGUCAUUGUAAAUUGCCCUGUGAUUAGGGCUAGGGUUAAAUAGGUGGGCCACUGGGCGGUGUAGCUCAUUGGGCCAGAAGGGUCUGUUCCGUGCUGCAUCCUAAAAUAAAAAUUCACUUAAUUUGUGAUUAUUGACAUGCUGCAAGAAGUGACAGUUUACUCGGGUUGUUGUAGCUUAUUUAAUAACUUAAUUGUUAAUUCAUCAAUACUGAAUGUAUAUCGCCACAAGGAGGCUCUAAUCAUGCAUUGAUGUUUCAAAUUCUCAAAUGCAGAAACUAAUGAAAAAUAAAAUCAACUUUGAAG